AUGCCAAAUGGAGAAACAACUGGAAAUAUAAUUGAUAUUGGUACUGAGAUCGAGAAUAUAAUUAGAAAUUCAAUUGAAACCGAUGUUGAUGGUGAAUCGAAAAUAAAUAAAAGGCAGAAAACAACAUCUUCUCCAAAACGGAAUUUAUUCAUCAAUAAUUUGAAUAUUAGUAAUAGCAUUGAUAAUUCUGUAAAGAAUAACGUAACCAAUAAUUCAAAAUUAACUCUGAAAUAUAAUAAAGAUACUGAUGUUGAAUCUUUGAGAAUGAUAACGUCUUCCAGGAAAAAUGCUAAUAAGUAUAAGAGAAUGUAUACAAUUCAAUCUGAUAACGAGCUUAUCCGAAAUUGUCAAUCUUGGAGUGAUGAAGAAGUAUGCAAUAAAGACAUUUUAAGUCGAAGAGGUGCUGAACGUUGCGAAGAUCACAUCAAGGAUGAACAUCCUAAGGAAUACUUUUUAGAAAAUAUUAUGGAUUGUUUAAAUCCAAAUCACGCCCCAGUUAGAAAACUUCUCGCUAAAAAGAAGGCCACUCCUAACGUUGUAGAUAUGAUUAGAACGGUUAAAGAAACUAACAAUAAAAAAAGAACACAAUUUGAAGAUUAUGCUCUAACUUUUGCCCACCUGGGAAUUUCUUUUUCAAUCUGGGAUAAUAAGGUUUUCCGUAAGACACAUAGUAAAUUUAACCAAGGCUUUUCACGUAAACAUCACAGAAGAAAGGCUUCAGCUUUUGUGAAGAUGAUUUCAAAAAGAGUUGUACAUUUUUUUCAAUUGAAACUUAGUGAGGACCAUAAUUUUAAGUCUAAAACAAUAUUAAAUUAUCCUCUGGAUUCUACAAAUUUAAAAAGUGUCAUCUUAAAAAGAUUUUCAGAUUUGAAGUACUCAAAACCUCCAUAUGUUAGCAUGGAGACAGAUGAUUGGAAGUCCAAUACAAAACUCUCGUAUAAUGUAGUAAUUCUCAAUUUUACUACUGGACAUUACAACAAAGGAACUUUUUUGGCAAUGUAUGAUAAGAUUGAAUCAAAAACAAAGGAAAAUCACAAAAUAAUACUACUCUCUACAUGUAAAAAAUACAAAGCGAAUAGAUUAUGGACUAAUACUUGCACAGAUAAUGCUUCUUCGAUAUUACAUUGUACCACUGCUCUAAUUGGGAAUCCUAAGUAUCCAAUUUAUGCGGGACAUAUUGGGUGUUUAUGCCAUAUAAUCAAUCUUGUUUCCGAGCUAUUCAUAAAGUGUAUAUCACCAGAGAGAGAAGUUAAUAAAGAAUAUGAUCCUACUUCUGAUGAUAAUUUUAGUGAAGGAUAUGAUUCUGUUGUAGAAUUCGGUUCCAGUGAAGAAUAUAUUUCCAGUGAAGAAGAUAGUUCCAGUGAAGAAGAUAGUUCCAGUGAAGAAGAAGACUCCAGUAAAGAAGAAGACCCCGAUGAAGAAGAUGAUUCUAGUGCGGAUAAUGACUUCAGAGGUGACAAUUCUGGGGAUAGUGAUUUGAAAAAUUGUUCUAGAAUAGAUAUAUCUGAGCUGGUAUCUAACCCUUUUGAAGGUAAACCACCACUCGUUAUUGAAAGGCUAAAUAAUUUUAAUGUUGAGUUAAGGAAAUCAGAGGAAAAAAUGUCGAUAUAUGAAAAAUAUGUAAAAAAACGGAUUCCGUCUUUCAUUUCUAUAAGAUGGAAUAUAAAAUACGAAAUGCUGAAAACAUUUGUUAACCAUUAUGAAGAUAUCUCUGCAUUUUUUGAAUUUUGCAGAAAUCAAGGGAAACCAAUUCAAAAUGAAUUGAACAGGAAAGAUUUUGAAAUGGCUGAAUUGUUACUCGAUAUAUUGUCGCCUUUUGAUAGUUUAACUAAGUUUAUGUCAUCGAACAAAAGUCUGUCACCUGUUUACAUUCGGAUACUGGUUUUUCUAAGGAAAACUAUAAAAGAAUCGAAUGCUAAACUUAAGGAAAUGGGAGACACAAUAUCCGAUUUCUCACCAGCAAUCUCUUUGGUGGACAAAUACCUAAAACAAGCAAAAUAUAACUUUCCUCUGAUAUAUGCGUGUUCAUUAUUUUGUCCAUUUGAAGAUGAUGUCUUCCAUUAUUAUAGCAGCCAUUACAAUGAAGAGUUAAAUCCAAUUAAUGAAUUCACUGAAAUUGCAAUUCAAUUAGGCAUGUUUGAUUUUGAGGAAUCUGCGUCUCCAGAAGAAAUUCCUAAGUAUGAGUUUAUGUUGAAAGAUGGACCAUAUGUAAAAUCAAAGGAAGAGAUAUCUGCGUGGCAUCGAAAAUACAUAAAAGGUAAAAUACAAGAGGAAUUAAGUGGAUAUUUAAAUUUUGUUAAUAAGAGGUAUUUUGAGGUUUUAAAAAGCGUGUGUAGACGGAAGAAAGUUGAAGUUGAAAAGGUGGAAGAUAGUUAUCAUUACAAAAAGAUCAUUGGGAAAAAAGGAGCCAUGAAGUCUAGAAAGUUAUCUAAAUGUGAAAUUUAUAUAAUUAAGCUAAUGACUUACUUGGAAUUGCAGGAAACUUAUCGAGUUGAAACAAGCAGGAACGGAAAUGAACUAGGGAAUCACAUAUAUAUACCUGUGGUAAUGGAUUAUCUAAUGUCUUUUACUGUGACGUCAGUUAAUAGUGAGAGAUCAUUUUCCAAAUUCAAGAUGACAUAUAAUGACAAAAGACAUAGACUAAACGAUGACACAAUGUUUUCCCUAGUAAAUUUAAACUUUAUAGAAAAUUCAAAGCUAAAUUUGGACAUAUACAAAGACUUUGAAACUACACCGUUGGAUGAAGUUUGCAUUACUUUAAAUAGGUCCAGUAAAUAG
Messenger RNA from Vanderwaltozyma polyspora DSM 70294, 2778 nucleotides. RefSeq lists its product as uncharacterized. Gene Ontology annotation, molecular function: protein dimerization activity. The record is from RefSeq and is a predicted model, not a curated record. The transcript has a single exon. Bases 1 to 2778 code for a protein of 925 amino acids. Lineage: Eukaryota; Fungi; Ascomycota; Saccharomycetes; Saccharomycetales; Saccharomycetaceae.